AUGGUGAGGCUUUCCACCUUCGUGGCCAUUGCUGUGGCCCUGGGCUCUCUCGACCUUUGUGCCGCACACAGCCACGACGAGCACGGCGACCACGAUGGUCACGGCGACCACGGCGACCAUGGCGAUGACGACCAUGGUGCAGUCACAGCUGUCUAUGGAGGUGUCGGCGAGGCCAUCGGCGCGUCGAUCGUCACGAUGCUGCCGACGUUGCUGGGCAUCUUCAUGGUGCUGGGCACCUGCUCCAAGAAGGCAGGCACGUUCAAAGAAGUCUUCGAGGUGCCGAUCAAGAGUUUGGCCUCCGGCAUCGUGCUCGGCACAAGCGCCUUCAUCCUUCUGCCAGAGGCCUUGCAUUACAUCGGUGUUGGGGAGACAGAGAAGUCCGCCACAACAAAGUGGGGAAUCGCCGUGAUCUUCGGCUGGUUGUUCGGAGCAGUGGUUGACCACAUCACUUCUCUGGUUUUCCCCGCAAAAGAGUCGGAUGCAGUCUCGCCGGUGACGGCGGGCGAUGCAGUGGAGGAUGGUACCGAUCUGAAGGUGGAGCCAUCAAGGAGGAACCGCUUGGCUGUGGCAGGGCCUAUCCUGCUGGGCGAUGCCUUGCACAACGUGACUGAUGGUUUCGUGCUUGGCCUUGCUUUCAGGACAUGUGACAGGAGCGUUGCAUGGGGUCUUGUGGUCCCGUUGAUCUUGCACGAGUUGCCACAGGAAAUUGCAGACUUCAUCGUGUUGGUCACGGAAGCGAAGAUGCACUGGGCCAUCGCGGUGCUCUGCAACGUGCUGUCGGGUUGCACGGCCUUGAUCGGUGCCGUAAUUGGGUUUGAGGUUGACAUGAGCAGUGGAACCAAAGGCUGGUUCUUGGCUGCCGGCGGUGGCACCUUCCUGUACAUCGCGGUCACUGAGCUGGGACCUGCCGUUGCCCAUCUCCAUGAGCAUGGCUCGGCCAGCCACAAGAAGCUCAGCGUCAUGAUGUCCUUGAAGAGGCUGGUGCCUUUCAUCAUCGGGGUGGCCAUCAUGACCUGGGUGUACCAGGGCCACGAGCAUGCGACAUGCUCAGCUGACGGGCAGCUGUCAGACGACCACGGCCACGCGCACUGA
Messenger RNA from Symbiodinium natans, 1092 nucleotides. NCBI's taxonomy places the organism in Eukaryota, Dinophyceae, Suessiales, Symbiodiniaceae. The record is from the annotation of a GenBank genome assembly.